ACUGCAAACUACGUAUAAAAUAUUUACUCUAAAUUCCCAAUACCUAUCACCUAUGUUAGACAGUGCACUUCUAUUCUAAACCAAUCUCAAAGUGCCAACAUCACUGCAGAAAAUGGAGAACAAGAAGAAGAAGAAAGGAGGACUAGUCACACCCUGGUUCCUCCAUCUUGUCCCCAUAACCCAUACCAAAAAUCCUAAAAUCUACAUUUUCACCCUGUGAAUACUUUAUUAUUACACCAUUCAAACCUGUGUGACUUUCAUGUCCUCAUACAAAACUGGCAAUUGGCUGCAAGGGUCGAAAUCAAGCCACCAGGUGUUCCGGGCAGCAUGCCAGGGUCUCCAAGCCCCCCGACGGGGUUCUUGGCAACUCUGGACAUCCAAAGGGAUGUGCUGAGUUCCCACAACAUUAGUCUGGACUUCUUUAAUUUCCUUCUCUUCGUGCAUCUUUCUCAGUUUUCAGUGUGACCAUGUGACCUGCAUAAUGUCAUUGUCAUGUACACAAUAUUAAAAAAAGGCGAAUAUUCACACAUUCAAAAAAAGGAGAAAAACAUCUUGCGUCACUAAAGUGUGUCAGUAUCUGGCACUCAGAAACCAGCAGAGGAACAGCAUGCUGUGUGUAGCAGGGACCUGAGUGUCACUUCUCAGCUCUUGCUGCCCACAUCGCUGCAUCUGGCAAUUACAGUGUCAGGAGAGCAAACAUCAGCAUUAAUUAUAACUGUGGGAUAAUUGUAAUGUUGCUUUAUUCUUUCGUUAAGUUUCCUUUUGAGAGACAGUAGGGACUGACAUUUAUUGCAGGCCUUUAUUUCCAUCUUUAUUGUUCACUGCAUUCUGAAUAGUUCUCAGAAAGUCAGCAUGAAAUGUGGAUUAGAUACAUUCGCAGACAGAUAGUACAGAGGAGCGAGGGGGACAGGAGGAAGAAGGAAAGACACCAAAAAUCAGAUUAAAAGAGCUUCAAAGAUUCUCUUUCCUCUUAGCGGAAGUUUCUAAAGGAUCAGAAGAUGAAGCAAAACAUGAUGGUUAACCUACGAAUAACCACGCUGGAUACUGGAAUUGGAUACAAAGGACGAAUUUUAGAAAAACCGACCAGGUGCUUAAGUGGUCACAGCCGUGACACGGCCUGAGCCGGGUGUCGCCUCAGGGGUGGUUCCGUGCACUGCAGCGCCCGAGUGUGAACGUGAAGCUGACAUCUACACCAGAACAUCGCCGGCAUCCCUCGGGAACGGGCGGUGCGCCGACACCGGGAUUUCCCUGCGGGAAUUGCUCGGCACGGAAGUGACGCGCGGCCGGGAAGUGACGGCGGCGGCGGCGGGAGCGCGGCAGCGCGGGGCCGGUGCGGGCCAUGAACAGCCGCCUGCAGGAGAUCCGCGAGCGGCAGAAGCUCCGCCGCCAGCUCCUGGCGCAGCAGCUGGGGGCCGAGAACGCCGACAGCAUCGGCGCCGUGCUCAACAGCAAGGAUGAGCAGCGGGAGAUCGCGGAAACCAGGGAGACCUGCAGGGCUGCUUAUGAUACUUCUGCACCAAAUGCAAAACGUAAAUAUCCAGAUGAGGGAGAAGCUGAUGAGGAAGAGAUUGAAGAAUAUAAGGAUGAAGUAGAGCUACAGCAAGAUGAAGAAAACCUGCCUUAUGAAGAAGAGAUUUACAAAGAUUCCAGUACCUUUCUUAAGGGCACUCAGAGCUUAAAUCCACACAACGAUUACUGCCAGCACUUUGUGGAUACAGGACACAGACCCCAGAACUUCAUCAGAGACGUUGGCUUAGCAGAUAGGUUUGAAGAAUAUCCAAAACUUAGAGAGCUCAUCAGAUUGAAGGAUGAGCUGAUAUGUAAAUCUAACACUCCUCCCAUGUAUUUGCAAGCAGACUUGGAAGCCUUUGAUAUUAGGGAACUGAAGUCCAAAUUUGAUGUGAUUCUCCUGGAGCCACCAUUGGAAGAAUAUUACCGAGAGACUGGCAUUACUGCCAAUGAAAAAUGCUGGACCUGGGAUGAUAUCAUGAAAUUGGAAAUUGAAGAAAUUGCAGCCCCAAGGUCAUUUGUGUUUCUGUGGUGCGGCUCGGGUGAGGGUCUGGAUCUCGGCCGAGUGUGUCUGCGCAAAUGGGGUUACAGAAGAUGUGAGGACAUUUGCUGGAUUAAAACAAAUAAGAACAACCCUGGCAAGACCAAGACUCUAGACCCCAAGGCUGUCUUCCAAAGAACCAAGGAGCACUGCCUCAUGGGCAUCAAGGGCACGGUGCGCCGCAGCACCGACGGAGACUUCAUCCACGCCAACGUUGACAUCGACCUCAUCAUCACUGAGGAGCCUGAAAUCGGCAACAUAGAGAAACCUGUGGAGAUUUUUCACAUCAUUGAGCACUUCUGCCUCGGGCGGCGGCGGCUUCACCUCUUCGGGAGAGACAGCACGAUUCGACCAGGUUGGCUGACGGUGGGACCCACCCUCACAAACAGCAACUUCAACGCAGAAACGUAUUCCUCGUAUUUCACGGCUCCCAAUUCGCACCUGACCGGCUGCACCGAGGAGAUCGAGAGGCUGCGGCCCAAGUCCCCACCGCCCAAAUCCAAGUCCGACCGGGGUGGGGGUGCUCCCAGGGGAGGAGGAAGAGGAGGGACUUCGGCAGGACGGGGAGAAAGGGGCAGGGAGAGGAACAGAACCAACUUCCGUGGUGAGCGGGGAGGCUUCAGAGGGGGCCGUGGAGGGACCCAUCGAGGGGGCUUCCCCACCCGCUGAGGAGGUGACGGCUGCUUCCCCUGCCUAUGCCUUGACUGGGAAUCUUUCCUGUAGUCUUGUUUUUCCUACAGUGAAAAACUUCCUCCUUCCUCUGGGGACUCAAGCUAGAUGACUUUUACAAUUGUUUUUGGUGCACACCAUUCCAGAUAGUCGGCCUUGCAGUCUCAGCCCUUUACACCACGGGUAGGAUGGAAAUUACCCCCUUGCUUUCCACUUAGGAACCUUGCAAGCUGGAGACUUCUAUUUCAGCUUCAUUUUCUCCAAAACAUGGAUUCCUCCUCCAUCGUUGAAGGUUUCGGUUUGGAUUGUCUUGCAUUAAUAUGAUGGAGUGGGCAUGAAAUGCAGUUCUGAAUUGCAUGGCCACAGCAGACUUGCUGUCCUAUGGAAGAAAAAGUGCUGUGUCUGUAUUGACACCUAUUUUAACUUCUCUGAAACCAAGGAGUAAAUUAAAUAAAUAGGAAUAUAUUUUUUCUUACUUGGUUUAAACUUCCCAAAUUAUUCCUGGGAAUAGGAAAAAGUUAAUUUUUAAUUUGUGGUGUAUAUGCACUCACAUAUCGUGUCAGUAGUGGGGACAGUGGUAGUUCUGUGCAGUUGUAUGUUGUCCUUCCUGGAAAGCACCGAGUUGUGCAUUUAUGUGCAGCCCAGAAGUUGUGCACAGGUCUGGGCUGCUCCUUGAGUGGGGAUCCUCCCCCAGUGUGUGUCUGUAACACCUUGUUCCUUGGGAGGGAAGAGCAGUGUCACUGCAGAGCCGUCCCAGAGACCUCACUGGAGGGAGGGUUGCCCCGGGAGGUGGUGUGUGUGUGUGAUUCCUGAAACAGGCACCGCUGAGGGAACUGAGUGCUGCCUUUCCCUGCGGGUGUUGCCCACAUUGGAGAAUGGCUGUUGCCGAUCCAGUGCAGUGUGGAAAGAAAGUGACCCCCUUCCCUAGGUACAGUGUCUGUUUUUAGCAAAACCACAACUCUGAGCUUCUUGUGCAGUUCUUGGUAGGCUGAACAAACCCAGCUUUUGAUGUCUCAGUGUCUUAGGUGAGGGUUUUGGAAAACUGGCAUUUAAGUCUGAAUAUUUCUCCUGAAGCCCAGCUUUUAAAUGACUGUCCUGUAAAGUAGUGGAUUAUUAAACAUGUUUAUCAAA
Melospiza georgiana is the source of this 3850-nucleotide messenger RNA. It is a transcript of the gene METTL14, whose product is annotated as methyltransferase 14, N6-adenosine-methyltransferase subunit. The record is from RefSeq and is a predicted model, not a curated record. Gene Ontology annotation, cellular component: RNA N6-methyladenosine methyltransferase complex; nucleus. Gene Ontology annotation, molecular function: mRNA binding. The transcript is spliced from 11 exons. The coding region runs from base 1340 to 2719 and encodes 459 amino acids. NCBI's taxonomy places the organism in Eukaryota, Metazoa, Chordata, Aves, Passeriformes, Passerellidae.